AUGAACGGAACCGCGUAUUCCAACUUCGACAACCAGGAACACGUGCUGAAACUCGGGGAGACCUUUGAAAAACACCCUAAAAGUGCCUUCCACACAGUCCGAUAUGACUUCAAACCUGCUUCUAUUGACACCUCUUGUGAAGGGGAGCUGGAAGUGGGCAAAGGGGAACAAGUCACGAUAACAUUACCCAAUUUAGAGGGCUCCAGUGCUCCGGUCACCGUGUUCAAAGGCUCCAAGCGUCCGUACAUGAAGGAGUGUAUCCUCAUCGUGAACCACGACACCGGAGAAUACAGACUGGAGAAACUUAGCAGCAACAUUGCUGUCAAGAAAACAAGAGCGGAGGGCAGCAGUAAGGUCCAGUCUCGUCUGGAGCAGCAGACCAGUCGUCUCACACAGAUGAGGAACACCAAACCCUCCAGCUCCAAGAGUCCCCCCAUCAAAGAGAAGACCUCCCCCGCCUCCCCCAUGGACGACAUUGAGAGAGAGCUGAUGGCUGAGGCUCAAGGCAUGGACCAGCUCAGCAGCAGUGACUCCUCCAACGCCUCGUCCUCCUCCAGCAGCGACUCCAGCAGCAGUGACUCUGAGGACGAGCAGAAGCCUCCUUCUCCUCCUCCCCCCGCCUCCUCCUCCUCUGCCUCUUCCUCUGCACCCGCGGGACCUCAGGGAGCAGCCGGAGCACAGGGUCCGGCAGGCACACCCUACCACAGCAUGCCCCUCCUGCAGCCGCCCAGGCCCCAGGAGAGCAGCGGGGCCAGCAUCAGCACCCUCAGUGAGUACCAGCAAAUCAACAAACACACUAAUGUACAAUUCAACACUACCAGAACUUUGGGAGACUGA
Molecule: messenger RNA, 837 nt
Organism: Knipowitschia caucasica
Lineage: Eukaryota; Metazoa; Chordata; Actinopteri; Gobiiformes; Gobiidae
Source: the annotation of a GenBank genome assembly